Molecule: messenger RNA, 1845 nt
Organism: Prunus armeniaca (apricot)
Lineage: Eukaryota; Viridiplantae; Streptophyta; Magnoliopsida; Rosales; Rosaceae
Source: the annotation of a GenBank genome assembly
AUGGAGCAGUACGAAGUUCUAGAGCAGAUUGGGAAAGGUUCUUUUGGUUCUGCUCUUCUCGUGAGGCAUAAGCAUGAAAAGAAGAAGUAUGUCUUGAAGAAGAUCCGUCUUGCUCGUCAAACUGAUAGAACCCGCAGAUCUGCUCACCAGGAGAUGGAGCUUAUUUCCACGGUACAGAAUCCAUUUAUUGUGGAGUACAAAGAUUCAUGGGUUGAACGGGGUUGCUUUGUGUGCAUUGUUAUAGGGUAUUGUGAAGGAGGAGACAUGGCAGAAGCUGUAAAAAAGGCCCAUGGUGUUCAUUUUCCAGAAGAGAAACUUUGUACUUGGUUAGUUCAACUCUUGAUGGCCCUUGAUUACUUGCAUGCCAACCAUAUUCUUCACCGUGAUGUAAAGUGUUCAAAUAUAUUUUUGACAAAAGAUCAAGACAUACGUCUAGGUGAUUUUGGUCUCGCCAAAAUGUUAACUUCUGACGAUCUAGCUUCCUCUGUUGUGGGAACUCCGAGUUAUAUGUGCCCUGAGCUUCUUGCCGAUAUACCGUAUGGUUCUAAGUCAGAUAUUUGGUCUUUAGGGUGCUGUAUAUAUGAAAUGGCUGCUCACAGGCCUGCAUUUAAAGCCUUUGAUAUACAGUCUCUGAUUAACAAAAUAAACAAGUCAAUAGUGGCUCCGCUUCCAACAUUGUACUCUGGUGCAUUUCGAGGUCUUAUUAAAAGCAUGCUGCGGAAGAACCCAGAACUUAGACCAAGUGCUGCAGAGGUGCUUGGUCAUCCCCAUCUUCGACCUUAUGUGCUUAAGAUUCAUCAAAAAUUGAAUAGUCCUCGACGGAAUACUUUCCCAGUUGACUGGUCUCAGUCCAGUUAUAUAACGAAAACAAGAUUCAUGGAGCCAGAAGCUAUUCCUGUACAUACUUUCAGAGAGAAAAGGCGUUCAUACAGCAAUGACAGGACCUUAAAUCCUAGUAUUUCUGGAACCGAACAAGACUCCCCAUGUUCUAGCCUGGGGGUGCAGGAAUUUCCAAGUUGUUUAAAUCAUAAGUUCACUGAAGUAUCUAUUGGAAGUGCCCAUGAAGAUUAUGGUAUCAAAAAGUCAGUGGCGACGAAGUUCACCGUUGUUAAUACUCCAAGAUCGACACCAGCAAAAGUUUCUGCUAAUCCUAGGAGACAGAUUACGCAGUCGAAAAUUUCUCACGUCAGCUCAAAACGUGAUUCACUUCCGGUGUCACAUUCUCCAGCCAGAAAAUCUUCCCAGUCAACACGAAGAGCUUCUCUUCCAUUCUCAACUAGAGCUGCAGCUGUGCAAACCCCAUAUAGAGCCCAUGUAGGUCCCUUGGGAAGCUUGGAGUCCCCAGAUGUUUCUGUGAAUGCCCCACGAAUUGAUAAGAUGGCUGAAUUCCCCUUAGCCUCUUCUGAAGACCCACUCAUUCCUGUCCGUAGAACUUCAUCAACAUCAGCACAAUGCUUCUCUACUACUACCCCAGGCAGCAUCAACCGCUCCAUCACAAAGGACAAGUGCAUGGUCCAAGUUGUUGACAGAACCGUUGCCAAGUCCAGUUUGAUUGAGGUGAGCAAUGGAGCUGCUCGAAAUGGCAGCGAGUCCUCUGAUCAAAAUACUGCCACUGGUGUUUCGAGCCAUUCAUCUUCCGAGUCACGACAGCAGCGGUUUGACACCUCAUCGUUCCAGCAACGCGCAGAGGCAUUGGAAGGGUUGCUUGAGUUCAGUGCACGUCUUCUACAACAGGAAAGGUUCGAAGAGCUUGGGGUGCUGUUGAAGCCAUUCGGACCUGAGAAGGUUUCUCCCAGGGAAACUGCCAUUUGGUUGACCAAGAGCUUCAAAGAGACCGCAACCUAG